AAAUUCAAAGGAAACAAUUUCGAGUUAUUUAGAAAAGGAAAAAGUUGAGAAAAGAAAAAAUGCAGUCAGCUAAGGACAUGGCAGCUUCAGCCAAAUCUGGCAUGGAGAAAACCAAGGCCACGCUCCAAGAAAAGGGCGAGAAGAUGACAAGUCGCGAUCCUCUCCAGAAGGAAAUGGCGACAGAGAAGAAAGAGGAAAGGGUCGACGAGGCGGAGCAGCAGAAGCGCGAAGCCCAGCGCCGCAAUGAUGCUAACACCGGCAGGACACCUGAUUACACGGCGGAGGAAACGGAAAUCGGCGGCGGGCAUCACGGCCGCGGCACUUAUUAGUGUAGAUGUUGUAAUCUAGUAAUAAUGGAAAAAUAAAUGGGUCGAUGCGUCUAUGUGACCAUCGCUUGCUUCUCUUGUAGUAUUUUUUAUAUUUUGUAAUGAAUUUUCUGUGUGAUUUUUAUAUAUUUACCCUUGCUGAGAC
Molecule: messenger RNA, 471 nt
Organism: Salvia miltiorrhiza (redroot sage)
Lineage: Eukaryota; Viridiplantae; Streptophyta; Magnoliopsida; Lamiales; Lamiaceae
Product: 11 kDa late embryogenesis abundant protein-like
Exons: 2
Coding region: 60-329 (89 amino acids)
Biological process (GO): embryo development ending in seed dormancy
Source: RefSeq, a predicted model, not a curated record